AUGAAGCGGAGGCGGAGCGAUGCAGUCCCCCACCGAGAGCUUCCACACACGUUUUUGCAGGAUCACCCUCAAGUAGAUUUCGCAUUUGACGUCAUCCAGGGUGAUCUCAAGCGCAAGAAAAAGCUCGUGAAAUGCACCCAGCGUCCAGCCAAGGCGAUGCCGCCAGUGAGGCCCGUUCGAGACGGUCUCGUCGUGUCGUUUUCCAAGUCCAAGCGAUUCGAAUACGGCAACGACAAUGCAACUGAAAGUCGAGGGACCGGCAAGAAAACCAAGCCACGUGUCAAGGUCCACACGGAAAUCAACGCAGGAAUUUACGUUCUGCGCAACCACCACACAGGCCACGCCUUUUUUGGAAUGUGCUCGCAAAACUGGGACGACCUCACGGCCGGCACUCACGUACACAAGGCGAUGGUGCGCACCGUUCAGAUGUACGGCCUUGGCGAUAUCUCCUUCCAAGUGCUUCAGCGCAUCCCGACAGCACACGAAUUUCACUUUCGAGAGCUCGAGGAGCUCUUGCAAAGCCGUCUGAUCGCCCACACUCGUCGAGCGCAGCAUGUCCAUGCCAUGCGUGUAUUGCGUUCGUGGCAGCACAGCUACUUUGCCUUAACGUGGCCACGGUUGAAGCGGGCAAUGGAGGAGGAGCAGGUUCUGGAAGGGACCGCCGCUGCUGUCGAAAUACAGAGGAUCGUUCGCGGGUGGCAAGCAUCGACGCGGGUCCUGCGAUCUCGGCGUGAAAUGGCGGCGACGGCAAUCCAAAGAAUAUUUCGAGGUCGAGCUGCCAGACGUCGUGCAACCCGUUGGAGGCACACGCAUGCGGCUCAGCGGAUCCAACGGCUCGGACGGUACUUUGUGGACCGGGUGCGCUGGACUCGAUCGAAGGCUGCCAUCCGAACGCUGCAACGUGUGUGGCGAGGUUACUUGGGUCGACGUGCCAGCGAUCGCAUUCGCCAAAAGCAACGCCAGGAUGCCGCAGCUCAACUUUUGCAGCUCAAUCUGUGGGCAGUCCACUGCUCACGCAAAUGGCGGCGACACCGGCUAAUACGGUUGGCUUCAGAGGCAAGCGUGACGUUGCAAAGACGAUGGCGAGGCGUCUUGGGCCGGCGACGGGCAGCAGCGGCGAGCGCAAUUCGACAAUCGCAUCGGUGUCGUGAGUGGGCUGCGCAAGUCGUGCAGGAGCGCUGGCAUGCAUACCAAGUAUGCAAAUUUCAAUGGGCCAUCGUGAAACUGGUCGCGCAAUGCCGCAGCCAACGUACCCUUCGCCGUGCGUGGCGAAACUACGUGGCUCGCAAGUUCGCCUGGCUAGCAACUCGCAUUCGAGUCGCCACCACCGCUGCCAUCAUCGUACAAAAUGCGUAUCGAGCGUACUGCGUUCGGCAGUUUUACCACGCAUGGUGCCGUGGGUGUCGUCGACAGGUUGCUGCGAUUCGAAUCCAACGAGUGGGACGAGGGUAUGUAGCGCGCGCAGUGCUAGUCCCUCGACGGCGGCGGGAGCUCCUUGAACGCCGGACGGCCAACACUAUUGGGGCUUGGUACCGAGCAAUGAAGUGGCGGCACAUGAUACACGUAAUACGCCGGACGAAAAAAGCAACGCAAAUUCAAGCCGCGUUCCGGAAGCACGUGGCCCGCAAGCGCUUUCAGGCGUGUAAACACGAAUGGGCUCGCGACAAGGCAGCGCUGACCAUCCAAUGCGCGUUUCGAGGACGCAGAGCACGCGACAGUGUGGCAUUCAAGCGGUGGCUUCGGCACCAAGGGGCUUGCAUGGAGUGCGACGAAGCCGUGGCUCAAGUGUUUGCCGUGGCGUACAGCUUGCAACUGUGCACCGAAUGCGCCUUAACACUGGGCCAAACAAUGGACGGCUACGGUGGCCUGGAAACCCUGCCGAUUGAUGUCUACCGCACACGACACCGCCAAGCGACUGCGAUCGCUGCCGCGUACCGUGGGUACGCGGUGCGGCAGAAGGUGAAGCACGGCGUUUGCCCGACGUGCACGGGUCGCGCAAUUCAGAGGGUUUGCGCAUCGUGCAAUCAAUCGUUCUGCCACACGUGUAGCUAUGUCACGCACUCGCUUGUGUACAACCGUCAUCAUAAUUCGUGGACAUUGGCAGAGUUUCGCCGACGGACGGGUGCCGCGACCCGCAUUCAAGCCAGGUACCGCUGCCACUUACAGCUCGACACUGUGGCAACGAUGCGAGCCGACAAGCGGAGAGCCGCAGCCUGCCAGAUCCAAGGCUGGUGGCAUGCAAGGUAUCUCCGUCACGUCGCCUUCGUCGACACGCAGCGUCAAGUCGCCUUGGAAUUGAAACGCGACCACGCAAGCCGUACCAUACAACGCGUGUACCGAGGCUAUUGCGGGCGCGCGGUUGCGUCAAGGAAGCGUGAAAGGGUGGCCGCUGCCACAACCAUCCAAAGGUACUUUCGCGCCAGCGUGGCAAAACAUAUUGCCCGACGAGAGCGCGAACGUCGACGGGCCAAGCGUCGGCAGGACGCUGCUUUGCGUGUGCAGUGCGCAUACCGCCAACAUUGCGCACGCGCAGAGCUGCGGCAGCGUCGAAGGGUUGCAGCCGCCAUCACGAUUCAGUGCGCGUUUCGCGUGUAUGCUGCUGUCAAGACCUUGCAUGCGUUGCAAGACGAGUACGAGCGCAAAGUGCAAGCAGCAAUUUCGCACAUGAAACAGCGCCGGAAGAUUCGAGCAGUGAUCCAGAUUCAGAGCCAGUACCGGCGCCGGCGAGACCUCCGUGUGGCUGUAGCCAAGCGGCUGGCGCGAGCCGCUGCACAACGACUGCAAGCUCUGGAAAUCGCCAUCUUUGCACAGACAAUCGUAGCCACUCGACUCGCGCGGUGGUAUCGUCGUCGCUACGUGCGGUUGAAUGCGUGUGCGCAGACUAUCCAAAACGGCAUGCGCCUCCACUGGGGGCGUCAAGCUAGACACAAGUGGCGUGCUAACCAGCGCGAAAAAGCCAACGAGCGCGCAAUCGUCCGGCUGCAAUGCUUUGGUCGCUCGAUCAUGGCCAAGCGAGAGCUCAAGGCGCUCAAGCUCGGGAUGUGGGUCGAAUGCAUGGACGAAGCGUCUGGGUACUCGUACUAUUACCACACCGCCACGCAAGCCACGACGUGGGAGCGCCCACCGGAGCUGCCAGAAACGACUCAGCAGCGCGAUUUGGAACCCACAACCAGUUUCGGGAACAACGACCACAGCUACCUAGACGAGACGAAACAAGUUUGGGCUCAAGUUUGGGACGAAACAUUCCAAGCUUUCUACUACGUAAACCAAGAGACCGGCGACACCACGUGGACAGCUCCAGCCGAGUGGAGCUCGCCGACCAACCAAGACCAGUCGUAA
Messenger RNA from Aphanomyces invadans, 3339 nucleotides. RefSeq lists its product as hypothetical. The record is from RefSeq and is a predicted model, not a curated record. Gene Ontology annotation, molecular function: zinc ion binding; protein binding. Lineage: Eukaryota; Oomycota; Saprolegniomycetes; Saprolegniales; Verrucalvaceae. Gene Ontology annotation, biological process: establishment of meiotic spindle localization; mitotic cell cycle; spindle organization. Gene Ontology annotation, cellular component: spindle pole. The coding region runs from base 1 to 3339 and encodes 1112 amino acids. The transcript has 9 exons.